Molecule: messenger RNA, 2474 nt
Organism: Monomorium pharaonis (pharaoh ant)
Lineage: Eukaryota; Metazoa; Arthropoda; Insecta; Hymenoptera; Formicidae
Product: Bardet-Biedl syndrome 2 protein homolog
Exons: 10
Coding region: 477-2201 (574 amino acids)
Biological process (GO): non-motile cilium assembly
Cellular component (GO): motile cilium; ciliary basal body; neuron projection
Molecular function (GO): protein binding
Source: RefSeq, a predicted model, not a curated record
GCAUUAUUGUGUCAUAAUAAUUUAACUUCAGUACUAUUAAAUUAUCAAUUUAAUACUGUGAUAUUACUAUUAAUUUAAGGUUUAAUUUAAGAACUGCAUUUCAUCGAAAGUAAUGGCAGGCAAUUUUUGAAGGACUAGAAAAUGUGUGUGUACACACACACACACACACACACAAUCACAUAAGAAAUGUUAUUGAACACUGGAAAUUUUACUAUUUGUUUGAUAUUCUCUAAAUCUUAAAUUGAGUAAUUUUUCUUAGCAAUGUAGAACGACAUUUUUCAGUGUGUAAUUAUUUUGUGCUUUUAUUGUCUUUUUUUGUGUAUAAAAAUUCAUAUUAUAUAGGUGAAGUCAUUGUGUACUGGUCGUCUUGGAGAAGAUGAAAGGGAUAUUCUUUUGAUUGGUACUAUUUCUCAUGUGCUUGCUUAUCAUGUGGAAGACAAUGCUGAUGUUUUCUAUAAGGAGAUGGUGCAAAUUGCAUGCUUGUUGCAAAACUUGGGUGGCUGCCAAACCAUGUUGUAGUAGUAGGUGGUAAUUGUUCAGUGACAGUCUUAGAUGCACAUGGAACAGAAAUAUUUUGGACAGCAAUGGGAGGUAUUGUCACUUCAUUGGCAGUUUUUGAUUUUGAUGGAGAUGGAGAAAAUGAAUUACUGACGGGUACAACAGAUUUUGAAAUUCGAGUACAGAAGGAAGACACCAUGCUUUGGGAAACUAAGGAAACAGCAGCGAUUGUUGUUUUAACUAAUCUUCCGCAUAGACAAUUUGCUUAUGCUCUUGAAAACGGAACAAUUGGUGUUUACGAAGUAGGACAGAGACUGUGGCGAGUUAAAUCAAAGCAUAAGGUGAUAUCCGUAGACACUUUCGAUAUAAAUGGCGAUGGUGUACCGGAGUUGAUCACCGGUUGGAAUAGCGGAAAAGUGGAUGCAAGAAUAUAUAAUACUGGUGAAGUCAUGUUUAAGAUUCAGCUACCAUCCGGUGUAGCAGGCAUAGUGGAUGCUGAUUAUCGGAGGACGGGUAAACCUGAUCUGGUGGUAGUGUCUACUAACGGCGAAGUACGUGGAUACAGUGCUGGCACUGCGAUGCAGACUCCGGAACCUGGUGAGAUGAUUCGCGAACUAUUAGCCAAGAAACAGGCACUUCAAAUGGAAUUGCGACAAAGGGCUGCGACGGGUUCCAGUAUGUAUUACGGAUCGAGAUUAGCUAUCAGCCUGCUGACAAACAGGGGUGCAGUUCGUGUCGCGCUUGCCGCAGGGCCCGGGCUUCUGGUGUAUUGCGCCAUAGUCUUUGCCGAGGGCGUUUUCGAGGGAGAGACGCUGGUUACGCACCCCAUCAGGCCACAAGGGGAGUUAGAAAUUCCGCUUUAUCCUGCCAAGAAUGAUCCUGUAGAUAUUCAUGUUAAAGUGUACGUUGGACCUGCUGGAACCGAUUUACUGCAGGUUUUCGAGAUAACGCGACAGUUGCCAAAAUUUUGUAUGUACGAGCGCAUCCCGAAACCGCAACAAGUCGCAGAAGAACUAUUGAGCAACGGUCUUACGGCGGACAUCGCGGAAAGACCGCAGCGGAUCGCCAUUUGGCUGAAUCAGAGUCUCAUUCUGGGAGAAGAAUUAGAGGUCACGGAGAGUGGCCCGAAUGCUGGGUGCAUCGAAGUGUGGCUUCGUGGGAUGCGGGACGACAAAGUGCACUGCUUCAAAUCGAACGCCGGUGGAAAAGUAACGAUCCAGACUAACGAUGCAACGUUUGCUGGUGACAUUAUUCAAUCUCUCACUAUGUAUCUAGGCAUCAGAGAACUGAAUUCGGAAGCGACGUUCCCCGCGGAAGAGAAGAGGAUGUUGGAUGCAUUGGAGCGUGUCAAAGGCUUGAAGGAAAUCGACGCGCGGUUGCAAGCAGAAGCCGCGAACGGUGCCACUCUUCUGAAGAGUAUCGUGAUUCGUCUGGAAGAUGCUAGGAUCCUCGAGAAUAUCGACGACAUGCGAAGGAGGCUGAUGCAGUUGAAAAACAUCAACGGCGACUUAAUUCGAGAGCACGAGAUUCGGCUCAACAGUCAUCGAGAGCUCGCGGCCAGCUUGAAGGAACUGAACAUCGGAGUGCAAUGUGCGGCGAGACUCAGAGUGGGGAAAGCCGCCGCCAACGCAGUGGCUCGUUGUAGAACGGCGAUCCAGGAUGAAAAUCCGAAAGCUCUUGCGCUCGCGAUAAAACACGGCUAGCUCAAAAUAAUCAUAGACUAAUUGCGCAAUACAAUUAUCGAUUAUAUUAUGAUUGUCUUUUGUAACAAAAAUAUUUCAAAACUGCCAGCGUUACUCGUGUUGUUGACGAGGAAUACGAGGAAAGGAAUACUUCGAAAUAUCGGCGUGAAUUCAAAAAUGUACAAGCAAUUUAAAUUUUUUACAAAUAUAGAUUUAUUAAAACAGUUAGAAUAUAUAUAUUUCUGUACAGUGUUCUCCUUCGAUGUGUAGCAGAAUAAAAUUAUUCAAUCUCGA